Molecule: messenger RNA, 1143 nt
Organism: Leptonychotes weddellii (Weddell seal)
Lineage: Eukaryota; Metazoa; Chordata; Mammalia; Carnivora; Phocidae
Gene: IGSF23
Product: immunoglobulin superfamily member 23
Source: RefSeq, a predicted model, not a curated record
AUGCUGCUGACAUUCCCUUAUGUCUUCGAGGGCGUUAUCCAAAGUGACCUCAACUACUCAGUGAUCCUGGAGUGCCUGGCUCCUUCUACCACCCCCAAGCCCACGCUGCACUGGACCUUCAACGGGAAGCCCUACAAGAUUGGGACUAUGCUGAUCAUCCGGAGGUUGUCCCUGGAACAUCUGGGCACCUACGUGUGCACGGCCAAGAACAGCCAGGGACAGUGUUCCUCCUAUCCUGUGACCCUCUCGCUGCCACAAGACAACGUGGAUCCCACAGACGCUCAGCCCAUCGAGCCAGACCCCGUUCUCACCGUGUCAGGAGGAGCUGCUAUCGGCCUCCUCGUGGCUGGAAAUAUAGGGGCCAUGAUGCUGAUAGGGGGCAUAAGCCUCACCAUCGUCCAGAGCAUAAGGACUAACAGACAAAGAAUACGGAUAUGCUGCUGAAGUGGGCACUUGUCUGUCAGCCUCAGAGGUGAUGCUGGGAAGGGCAGCAAGAGAAUCCUGGGGCUGGGACAAGAUGAAGUUCCUGGGGGCUCCAGAUGAGACCUCCUCCCUCCUGAUCAUUUGUCUUUGGGAUGUUCUCAUCUUGCUGGGAGUCCCAGAGACUGCCUUUCUCUCCCUCUCCCCAGCUGCCAGUGUCCCACCUGCCCAGCUCACCAAAUGCCUGGAAACCACCUACACAAGCAGUCCAUAUUUCAUAGAAUUUGUGGGCUGAGAGCAAAGGAUACUCACUUAAGUGGGUCAAUAAAAACAAAAGGAGGAAUUUAAUACAAGGAUCCAGGAAGACUUCCAAAACUCCAAGGGUGUAUCAGUUAGCACCUGCUGUGUAACAAACUAUCCCCCACCAAAUUUAAUGGCUUGAAAAGACAGCCAUGGAUUUAGCUUACAAUUCUGCAGGGUUAUCAGUUUGGGCUGGGCUCAGCUGGGCCGUUCUUCUGGUCUCUGCUGGGCCCACUCAUGCACCUGUGAUGAGUUGGCAGUUACCCAGGGGCUGUCUGGACUAGGACAGUUGUCUGGAACAAUUAACCUGUCCUCCACAUCAUCUAUCAUUCAUAGCAGGCCGACCCAAGCUUGUUCACAUGACAGAGGUAGGAUUCCAGGAGUGAGAGCAGAGGGGCAAUGCCUUUUAAGGCCAAGGUUAAG